Messenger RNA from Ambispora gerdemannii, 391 nucleotides. NCBI's taxonomy places the organism in Eukaryota, Fungi, Glomeromycota, Glomeromycetes, Archaeosporales, Ambisporaceae. The record is from the annotation of a GenBank genome assembly.
AAAGCUUACAAUAGGUAAAAAAGGACAUAAUUUUCGGGAAUUUUUUUAUCUGGCCGAACCCACGACAAAAAAAGCAAAUAAAAAGGCAGUUUGCCUUUCAUGUAUACGAAAGCAUACCUUACCACUUGCUCUUACAAAUCCUGAGUGCUUUGUUUCUAACAAGGCAAAAUUAUGUCAAAAUCAUCUUCGAAAGUGUCAAAAUUUUGAAGCAGAAUAUAGCAUAGAUGAGGUUUUGGAGAUUCGUGCACGAUCAGUAUCUGAAGACACUAAAAAAAAAACAGUAGUGACCAAUAUUGAUUCUGAAUCUGAAGAUAAAAUUUCCGCACCAACUUCCACAACCUCCAAAAUCUCAAAAUCACAUACCAGUAUUUCCACUCCAAAAAUAAAAUGA